Messenger RNA from Aegilops tauschii subsp. strangulata, 489 nucleotides. Its product is annotated as RNA exonuclease 4-like. The record is from RefSeq and is a predicted model, not a curated record. Gene Ontology annotation, cellular component: nucleus. Gene Ontology annotation, molecular function: exonuclease activity; nucleic acid binding. Lineage: Eukaryota; Viridiplantae; Streptophyta; Magnoliopsida; Poales; Poaceae.
AUGAAGCAGGCGAUGAGGCAGGUGCAGGACAUCCUCCUCAACGGCAAGCAAUCUUAUUACUCCUCUCGCGGCGCCGCCCGGCUCCUCGUCGGCCACGGGCUGGAGCACGACCUCGACGCGCUCGGCAUGGACUACCCGGCGCACCUGAAGAGGGACACGGCGGUCUACCCGCCGCUGAUGAAGACCAGCGCCAGGCUCAUGAGCAACUCGCUCCGGUAUCUCACGCGGAGCUGCCUGGGCUAUGACAUACAGACCGGCGGCCACCAUCACCCCUACGACGACUGCAUGGCCGCCAUGCGCCUGUACAAGAGGAUGCGCGCCAUGAGCCACCUGCACGGCCGGCCCAAGGAGGACGAUGAUGAGUCCACGGCCAAGGCCUUCCCGGCGUGGAGGCAGCGAGAGCUGGAGCGCAUGUCGCCCGAAGAGCUCCUCGGCAUGUCCAAGCCCGACUACCAAUGUUGGUGCCUCGACGACGACCGGCGAUGCUGA